AUGAGGGCUCUGCCCAAAAAAACCAUAUUUUUGAAGCUGCGUUCCAACAGUUCGACAAAGUCGCUCAAAGGAGUUUCUUUUACUGCUAUUGCUAAACGCAUGUUUUUCACCUCAAUGGUAGAUUCCAACUAUUCAAGCAAAAUUUCUCAAAUUAUCCGCGCUAUUAAUAGCGAGGUUUCGGAUGAUAACAGAUGUGGGAUUCAUACCAUUGCUAUCAAAUCUGCUCUGAACUUGGAAACUUCUGUUGCCACUUCCCUCAUUAGCUUCGAUCUUCAUCUGAAUGAUUUGGAAAGUGCAAGAUCUCUCUUUUAUUUCAUGCCUAAAAAAGAUUUCAUAUCAUGGAACGCUAUAAUAUCCGGCCUCUGCAAGUGCGGAGCGUUCAUGGAAGCUAUAAACUUAUUUCGCUCAAUGCAAUUAUGUAUUUAUGAUCAUAACCUUGUCUCUUUUUUAAGUGUUCUGCCUGCUUGCGCAAAUACCGGAUGGUUGCGAUAUGGAAGGCAGAUUCAUGGAAGUACUGUAAGGAGGGAACUUCCUUUGGAAACUAGUCUUCAGAACUCCCUUAUUGAUUCAGAGCGCUAUAUUCCUUGCCAGAAAUCCAGCAUUUCAGUCCAGGACAAAGCACAUUCAGAUCAGAGGUGGAGGAUUCAUGGAGUGAUGGAGGGGAUCAGUUUGAGGAAGGAGAUGAUACGGCCUGUGUAUCGGUCUCCAAGUGGGAGAUUGUUAGGGCUGGAGCCCGAUUACGACACCCCCGCCUCCCCUUAUUCGCGAAUCGACACUUUCUGCUCCCGUUUGGCUCCCGAUCGCGAUCCGGUCUCCGCCUCCGCCUCCCGUCUCCCGCACGCGCGAAGCUUCGCGUUGCUUUGCCCGUUACUCCUUUGUCGCGAAAGAACAGAAAAAGCUGAGAUCUUGUUCAGCAGUCUUCAGGAAAAAGACCUCUUUUGUUGGAGUUCCAUGAUAAAUGGUUAUGGCAUCAAUGGGCAUGGAGAAAAGGCGAAUCUUUGCUUUUCCAGAAUGAUAGAUCAUGGAUGGAAGUCGAACGAGAUCGUGCUCAUCUCUCUUCUGUCAGCAUGCAGCCACAGUGGUCUUCUCAAUGAGUGGUGGAAGUGGUUUAGUUCAAUGGAGGAGAAAUUUGGCGUCAUUCCUUGUCUUGCACAUUAUGCUUGCAUGGUGGACUUGUUAGGCAGCGAAGGAAAGGUGGAGAGUGCACUGGAGUUAGUAAGGAUGAUGUCGUUUGAGUCUGAUGCUAGUAUAUGGACGGCAUUGCUGAACUGGUGCGGAACCAGUGAUGGUGAUCUUAAAGUUACUGAAGUUACAACAGAAAAGCUUGUUAGUAUUGAUUCUAGAUGA
Messenger RNA from Phalaenopsis equestris, 1347 nucleotides. RefSeq names its product pentatricopeptide repeat-containing protein At1g20230-like. Gene Ontology annotation, biological process: RNA modification. The record is from RefSeq and is a predicted model, not a curated record. Gene Ontology annotation, molecular function: RNA binding; protein binding. The transcript has 4 exons. Bases 1 to 1347 code for a protein of 448 amino acids. Lineage: Eukaryota; Viridiplantae; Streptophyta; Magnoliopsida; Asparagales; Orchidaceae.